This is a messenger RNA of Spodoptera frugiperda (fall armyworm), 4215 nucleotides long. RefSeq lists its product as uncharacterized. Gene Ontology annotation, molecular function: RNA polymerase I core promoter sequence-specific DNA binding. Gene Ontology annotation, cellular component: RNA polymerase I core factor complex; RNA polymerase transcription factor SL1 complex. NCBI's taxonomy places the organism in Eukaryota, Metazoa, Arthropoda, Insecta, Lepidoptera, Noctuidae. The record is from RefSeq and is a predicted model, not a curated record. Gene Ontology annotation, biological process: nucleolar large rRNA transcription by RNA polymerase I; RNA polymerase I preinitiation complex assembly. Bases 118 to 3333 code for a protein of 1071 amino acids. The transcript has 3 exons.
GUGACAGGGCGGGAGAAUAGAUAAACAAUCACAAAAAAUAAAUCACAUGGUGAUGGUGAUUCCUAGAAAAUUAUUUAUAUAUUAAUUAAUUAAUUUGUUAUAAUUUUAACGUUAGAAAUGGCUUCUGAGCCUUGUCAAGUGUGUGGUUGUACAGAAUUAAAAUUAAUUGAUGGAUUCUAUUACUGUGUGGAGUGCGAUACACAAAAUACAAAUGUUAGAGAAACUGUGAUUGAUCAUAAAUCUUUGGGAGAUGGCACAUUCGCACUAUCAACGCGAAGAAAGGUUAAAAUACAAGACACUAAGAUUGAAAUGAGUCCAGAAUGGUACAAAUGGCAUGCAUAUAACUUCAUAAUACUGGGGCUGGCCGACGAGCUGGUGGCAGCCGGAGCUAACCCUUCAUUCAAAUUAAAGCUGCUCUGGAUCUGGACGAGAUAUGUUAAGAAAUAUCAGAAUAAAGAUGAUCUAGGAUUAGCAAAAACAUCACAGGAAGGAAAUGAUCACAUAACAUUCGCAAGUAUUAUGGUAGAAGAGAAUAGUAACAACACAGUCAAUGAAGAUGAUGAUGAAGGAGAAAUCGAAGAAAAUGAUGAAGAUAAACCAGUGAAACCAAAAGGCUUAAAUAAUAUCAUAGACGGAUCUCGGAGAGAUAUCAAAUUCUUGUCAAAAGGAGUCAUUCUAGCCAUGCUAUACUUAGCACUAAACCUAGACGAGAGUGACAUACAACUGUCUCAUUUGUACAGGUUCCUCAAAGAAAAACAUUUAAAUUUCUCCAACAUACAAAGGUUUGUGCCCGACGAUAUUCAUGUGAAAACCUUGGAUAAAAUCUGGACUAACUUUAUACAUAGUAAAAUUGUUAAUGUCCAUUUCUUACGCGCAUUAACUAUGUCUUUACUUCGGAAACUAGAUCUUGGAACACCAAAAGUUCCCAAUCUGAGAAAGAUGAUUGACAAUAUCAUACUGGAACUGUGCCUCCCAAAUGAUAUAAAGCCGUUGGUAUACUCCUUGAUGCAUCUAUAUCGAUGUGACUUCCUUGAUGUCAGUGAUAAGUCUAAAGAACGCCUCUGUACUGUGCCGGAUUAUGAAGGUGUGGUGAUGUCCUAUGUCCUAGUUGCAAUAAAACUGUGCUUUGGCCUAGAUGGGGAGUAUGAGGAAAGACUAUCAGAUGCAGUUGAUAAGAUAAAUGUAGACAGAGAUCUACAAAGGUCGCAUAGAAACGGUAAAUAUACUGAACCAAGUUCAAGAUUAUUUUCGUUUAGAGAAUGGUGUAAUUAUUUACAAUUUAGGAAGAUUACUCUUAGCAAGUGUUGUCUGUACAUGGCUGAGCAGUAUUGUUUAGACAUAGAUGACCAAGUCUACAUUGAACACACAAAUGAUAGACCACAAAAAGCCAAAGAUUUACAAGACGAAACCGCAAUGGAUUUGAUUAAUAAAAUACCUGAAAGUAACGAAGGUAGAGUUAUUCCAAAACACCACUUUUCACCAACACUAACUCCUACUUAUGACUAUACAGAUAUUGUAGUAGAACAUAGUCAGGAUCCUGAGUUGAGGUAUCUUCUCAGUGAAGAUUUUACUCAAUAUUCUCUCAAAUAUGCCUGUGAACAUUUGGAACUGUUAGAUGAAAACGCAGAAAACAUCAUCAAAGGUGUCAGUGAAAAUAGAAAGGUAACAACUAAUAAUCUUAUUAUGGGUACAAUAGUUAUGAAAAAAAGUAAAACUAAAAUGGUUUAUGUGAAAAAUUGUGAAAAUAAAAACUGGAUGAAAACAAAACCUCCAACAAUAAAACAUGUGGAGAGUGAAGAGACAGGGAAUGAAGAUGUACAAAACUCUAGUACAGACAAAGAGAGUGAUCAUGGUUAUGACUCAGAAAACCCUACAAAUGAUAAAGAUAUCGCCAAUGAAACUGAAAAUGGAGCCGAUAUCACAGAUGUAAGUAUGAUAGAAAAAGAAAAGGAACAAGAUACCAGAGAAUUCAUAAUAACAGAAGAAGAGAAUGAAAAAAAUAUAUUCGAUGAUUCGUUUGAAGAACUUGAUUUAAAGGAUGAAAUGGAACAAGCUAAUGAUGAAGAUCCAGAUCUACCUUACGAUGAGCUACCGGCACCACAUAACGAAUCAUUCAACGAUGAUCGCGCCAGUAUCACUGACAUGUCUGAUAAUGAAAACAUCAUACCAGUAUUUAACCCCGAAACUUUUGAUAGAGAUCAAACAAUUAAAGAACUAGUCUUGAUGGCUUGUAGAAAAUAUAAGAUCCCUGUUCCCAGUGAGUAUAGAAAUAGGGAACCUAGAAAAAGGAAGGCUGAUGUGAUGCGCGAUGAAGAUAUAAACAGAGAACCAAGAAAACGGACUAGAACAAGUGCUGCGGAAAAUAAACAGAAAAUCUCAGAACUUGUCACAGGAUACUACGAACAUCAGCGAUUCGAUUUAUUCAAUAAAUUAAAAAACGAAGUUAACAUGGUUAUUCGGAACAGUUCCAUUAUUGGUGCAUUAGAGCCAAUACCAAACGAAACCGCCAAUAUCACGAAUGCAAAUGUAACUCAACCUGAGUUACUAAACACGACAAAUGUAGAUGUUGCUACAUUAUCUGCAAGAACAUCUAUGAUGACUGAGAAUUUAGAAAACCAAUCAGCUAUGAAUCCUCAGACUAGUGUACUACAAACAGAAGGUGACAAAGAACAGAAUGCGGAUAAAACUAAUGAAAUAGAAGAGGUAAUAGACGAACAGACGGAAAAGAAACUAUUCGAAGACGAAGAAGAAAUGAACAUAAAUGAGUUAAUACCAAAAGUCGAUCCAAAAUUUGACGACCAAAAAUACGAUACAGAACAACUUUAUCUCAAAAUGAAGAUGGAAGAAGAAAUAGAAGAAGAUUUUGACAUGACCAGCCUUUUACAAGAUCCCAAAGUUGAUGAGAUACUAAAUAAAAAGCUAGAAGAAGGUAAAACUGGUUUCUUUUCGGUCGCAAAACCUGAAAAUAUCAAGACUAUUAAAACAAAAUAUGAAAGUGAUUCCGAUGACGAAGUGCCAUUGAAGGCGUUACAAGAAGAAAAGAAAAUGAUAGAAGCUAGGAUUGCUUGGGAAGAAGAAUUCGAACCUUUAAUAAAUAAAGAGAACUUCACGGAAUACAAAUAUUGGUUUAGGCAUUAUGACACCGAGUUUAUGGCGCGAUCUAAAGACUGGCAUAAGAAGUUUGAUGAAGAGUUGAAAGAGAAUACGCCAAGCAGUUUCUAUUUUGUUAUAAAAGAAUGUGCUACGGUUAUAAAUUCGACUCCGUUCAAUCUAUAUAGGCACAUGCAGAAUCUGGAAAAGUUUAUUAGUGCUAGAGCGAAAUACCUAGAUUAGAAUUAAUUUAAUGACUUGGAAUAAGUUAACAUUAAUGCCCUUUUCGACUAGAAAUCGAGAAUGAAAGGCUCGAAAGUGUUGUCAUGAAAACUGGUUGCAGUUUUAGGAUAUAUCAGUCCAAAGGCAUUAUACAUAAUAAAUUACGAUUGUAAAAUUGUACUCUAUGCGUAUUGAAUUUUGAAUAAGUGUUAUGUUUAAUCUAGAUAAUGGAAAAGUUAAUAUUUUUUACUGUUUAUUCAGGUAUUAUCUAGUUUUUGUGAAACAACCUGUGAUUUCGUUAUGUGAUAAGAUUUUAAAAUGUGAUGACACCGAUGUCGAUGCGUACAUUAGUUACAGAGGCCUUAGUACGAGUUUGUUUUACGUUUAACGAGAUCGAAACGAGACCGCUUUCGGCGCUCUGAUUGGUUGGUUCAUUUGCGCCGGCCAGAUCGUUAUUGUAUGGUUUGGUUGUGACUCCUCUGGUUAUCGGUGUCCAUGUCCAUGAACAAAUAGAACCUUACUGUACGCUACAUAAGCGCCAUCUACUGAGUGAGUUGUAAAUGUGCUCGGUAAUGUGUUAGUAAGUCUCGCCGCCUAUUAGAAUGGGACUAACUAAUAAAUUAAAGAUACUAGUUAACUAAUAAUUGUACUAUGUAUUUAUUUUGUUAGUAUGUAUGUCAUGUAAUGAUACCGACUUUAUUGAAUGAUAAAUCUGAAAUGUAAUCUCAGAGUGAUUCUAGUUAAGUUACAUUGUUGUUUUUAUUAUUUAUUAAAUUGAAUCUACUUAAUUAAGUAGGAAUAAGGAAUAUUAUUGUUAAGUUCAAUUAGGAAAUAAUUGUGGAGUGCACAAGUGUUAAGUUUUUGUCAAUGCAAUUUUUUAAUAAAUAAAAACAUUCGCAAAUU